AUGGCUAUAUUUUUCUUAAUACUAUACACUAUUAUUUCCUCUAUUAUUCUACAUUUCUCUCUUAGUUUAUUUUUUCGUAAACGUUACCCAGUGCCACUACCACCCGGUCCAAAACCAUGGCCUAUAAUCGGAAACAUAAUCCAAUUAGGUCCGAAGCCGCACCAGUCCACUGCAUCAAUGGCCCGAACUUACGGGCCAUUGAUGCACCUUCGCAUGGGGUUCGUGGACGUGGUGGUUGCAGCCUCAGCUUCGGUGGCGGCUCAAUUUUUGAAAAAUCAUGACGCUAACUUCUCGAGCCGCCCACCGAACUCUGGGGCGAAACACAUGGCUUAUAAUUACCAUGACCUUGUUUUCGCACCUUACGGACCACGGUGGCGUAUGCUAAGGAAAAUUUGUUCUGUUCAUCUUUUUUCAACUAAAGCUUUAGAUGACUUCCGCCAUGUCCGACAGGAAGAAGUCAGAACACUUACACGCGCCUUAGCGAAUGCUGGUCAAAAUCCAAUCAAACUAGGGCAGCUGUUGAACGUGUGCACCACGAAUGCACUUGCGCGUGUGAUGCUCGGGAAGCGGGUAUUCGCCGACGGUACUAACGGCAUGGAUCCACAAGCGGAGGAGUUCAAGUUAAUGGUGGUGGAGAUGAUGGUUCUCGCCGGCGUUUUCAACAUCGGCGAUUUUAUUCCGGCGCUUGAUUGGAUGGACAUUCAAGGCGUAGCUGAAAAAAUGAAGAAGCUCCACGCGCGUUUCGACGCGUUCUUAACCACGAUCCUCGAAGAACACAAGGAAAAGCGAGUUGGAGAAUCGAAGGAACAGGGGGAUUUGUUGAAUACGUUGAUCUCUUUGAAAAAUGAAGAAGACGAUAAUGGCGGAAAACUUACUGAUACAGAAAUUAAAGCUUUACUUUUGAACUUAUUUAUAGCUGGGACAGACACAUCCUCUAGCACAGUAGAAUGGGCCAUUGCAGAGCUUAUUCGUAACCCGAAAAUACUGGCCCAGGCCCAACAGGAGAUCGACAAAGUAGUUGGAAAGAACCGGCUCGUUAUGGAAUCUGACCUGGCCCAAUUGACUUAUUUGGAAGCCAUAGUCAAGGAAAUCUUUAGGCUUCAUCCAUCAACACCCCUCUCCCUCCCUAGAAUUGCAUCCGAGAGCUGUGAGAUCAAUGGCUACUUCAUUCCAAAAGGCUCGACACUUCUCGUCAACGUUUGGGCCAUUGCUCGUGAUCCAAACCAAUGGGCUGAUCCAAUAGAGUUCAGGCCCGAAAGAUUCUUGCCCGGAGGUGAAAAGCCCAAAGUUGAUGUAAAAGGAAAUGACUUUGAAGUAAUUCCGUUUGGUGCUGGUCGAAGAAUAUGCCCCGGAAUGAGUUUGGGUAUCCGCAUGGUCCAGUUGAUGACUGCAACUUUGAUCCAUUCGUUUAACUGGGCUUUGCCCACUGGACAAUUGCCAGAUAAGUUAAAUAUGGAGGAAGCAUUUGGGCUGACUUUACAACGGGCUGAUCCAUUAGUGGUCCACCCGAUCCCACGGUUAGAAGCCCAAGUAUACGGUGGGUGA
Solanum lycopersicum (tomato) is the source of this 1545-nucleotide messenger RNA. It is a transcript of the gene F3'H, whose product is annotated as flavonoid 3'-monooxygenase. Lineage: Eukaryota; Viridiplantae; Streptophyta; Magnoliopsida; Solanales; Solanaceae. Gene Ontology annotation, molecular function: iron ion binding; heme binding; monooxygenase activity. The record is from RefSeq and is marked validated.